GAAGUUAUAAUAAAAAAUAUAUAAACACCACAUGAUUUUGUUUACAAAAUAUAAUAUUUUAGAUUUUUAUUAAAAAUUAAGUUAAAAAAUGGGCAAUUUUAAACAAGAAAAUAAGAAAUUCAAUCCAAAAAACAAAAACACAAAAAAUCCACCAGGAAACUAUAAAAAGCAGCACUCAAAAGAUUUCAAACCAAAACCGAAGCCUAAUCAAAACGCAAAACCAAAACAACAGCAACCACCCAGACAAAACAAAGGAGCAGAAAUCAUUCGACAGAAAAAACAAGCUGAGAAAGCGGAAAAAGAGCGUAGAAUAAUGGAAUUUAAGAAGAAACGUUUAGAGAAAACUAAAGUCAUUAGCAAAAAAACAUCAAGAGGCCAACCCCUCAUGAAGGACAGAAUGGAAUAUCUUCUCAAACAAAUCCAAGAAAUGAAAAAACACUAAAAUUUAAUUAGGUACUUUAAGAUAGAAAAUUAUCAUAAUGUAACUUUGUACUUUGUAAUUAAAAAAAAAGCUUAACUUUGUACAAAAUAAAUUCUUAAAUCAAAGUAGUUGAUUCUGAA
Molecule: messenger RNA, 561 nt
Organism: Episyrphus balteatus (marmalade hoverfly)
Lineage: Eukaryota; Metazoa; Arthropoda; Insecta; Diptera; Syrphidae
Product: thyroid transcription factor 1-associated protein 26
Exons: 2
Coding region: 89-442 (117 amino acids)
Source: RefSeq, a predicted model, not a curated record